This is a messenger RNA of Symbiodinium necroappetens, 573 nucleotides long. The record is from the annotation of a GenBank genome assembly. NCBI's taxonomy places the organism in Eukaryota, Dinophyceae, Suessiales, Symbiodiniaceae.
AUGCUGAAGGCCACUGUGAGGCCGCGGCCCAUCUAUGUGCACUUGCUCGCGGCAUGCCUCGUAGGACUCGGCAUGCAAGCCUUUGCUGGCUUUCCUCGCUUGCAGUCCCAUCAAGAAUCCCGGACAGGGGCAUUGCGGCAAGCAGUUCCCAUGACCGGAAGUUCAGGCGGAAAGGGCGGUGUGCUCCAGGCCUUCUUUAUGGGCAAGCGGGUGGAUUGGUCGCCGGCGCUCGACGUGGCAAGCAAGGCGGUGGAAGUGGGCGGCGAGAUGCCCUUGGGGGUCCGCUUCGAGCGCCGAGAAGACGGUGCCUUUGUCAUCACUGAAAUCAUCGGUGGUGGAUCUGCUUCUGUGGGGGAGCUGGAUGUACAAGUUGGAAACAUCAUCCAUGCGGUUAGCUGCUCCGUGGGAGGCAAGAAAGAGAUAACGAGCGCCUUCGAGGUUGAUUCCAUUGACAAGAUGUCCCAAGCGAUCCUGUCCAACGAGGAUGAGAGGGUCCAGAUGUUAGUCGAGAAGCCAGAUGAGGGUGCCGCUGGCUCCAUCAGCUUCUUGACCGACGUGGCGACGAAGUUCUGA